GGUCGCGCUUGCGCAGUAGCGGUCGUGGGCUGUCGGUUAGGCGGUAACAGGCCGGGAGGAUGGAAGGAUGGAGCCGCCCCGAGAGACAAGUAGGCCUGCCAACACAACUGAGAACCGUGGCGGGCGGGCCCCUUCGCUGUACACCGUACCUGUUCUUCCGAGAAGUCCCUAUGGCAACCCAGACAAUGUAAGAGGGUCAGAAGUCUCUUCCAUCCAAGUAACCCAGGACCGUGGCAAGACGCCCAAGGACAAGGGCAAAGAGGGCACCGGGAACCGGCUCCUGAACAUGCUGAGAAAAACUUUGAAAGGGGAUGAUAGUGAUGAAGUGGUAACAGCAACUGAGACACCAACUUUAGUACCAUUUGGAGAUGUGGUUGGCUGCCUGGCUGUUCAUAUAAGGAAUUGCAGACAUUUUACAACUAAAAUCAAUUUACGACAUUACACUGAAUUAUUCAUUCGCAUUUCAAUAAACAAAGUUGUGAAAGAUACAAGAAUUUGGAGCUUGCCAUCCACAAACAAUGAAAAGAACAUUGCAAUUAAGUUUGAUGAAGUGAAGUAUUUUUCUGUACAGGUUCCCAGACGUCAUGAUGAUGAGCGGAAUAAUAUUUACUUGGAACUAAUGCACUAUGACAGUAUAAAAAAACAUUCAGUCUUAUUAGGGAGUGUUCAGGUACAUCUUUAUGAAGUAAUUCAGAAAGGGUGCUUUACUGAAGAAUUUCAAGUGUUGAACAAAAACAUAUUUAUUUGCAGGUUGGAGGUGGAAUUUAUGUUCUCCUAUGGAAACUUUGGCUAUGGAUUUUCACAUCAGUUAAAACCAUUUCAGAAAAGUACUGAGCCAUCUAUGUUUAUGAAUACUACACCACCUCCAGAAAGAAAAGAUCCUGUAACAAAUGUUAUUAUGCCACAGCCAGUAGAAUAUCCAGCAUUCUUAUCCCCAGACCUGAAUGUUAGUGUUGGGACUCAAACUCUGCACUCUCCCAACCAGCCAUCUGUAGUAAGACUUGAAAAACUUCAACAACCACCUCGGGAAAGAUUAGCAAAGAUGAAAAAAGAAUAUAGAAAUCUGAAUACAUGGAUAGAAAAAGCUGGCUAUUUAGAAAGCAUUCUUACCCCAAAAUUGGGACGUACAGAUUCUAAGGAAAGUAAUAUGUAUGAGGACUUUGCAAGGUCAAGUAAUGAUAAAUCUGAAGAGAAGCUUAAAAAUAUUGAAACAUUAGAUGCUCCUGUUAUAAAGAAGGAAUCUGAAACUAUUCGAAAUGAGUUACCGGAUAUGGACAUUAAGAAAGGCCUGACCAUACCAACUUUGAGCCUAUUAGACCAAGAUUAUUCAGCUGCUGUUCCUCCUAAACGUGAUAAAUCAACACAUUCACAUACAGAUAUUCCAUUGACCACUAUUCCUAGAGUGGAAAUCACAGAAGAGGACAAUAUACCAUCUAUAUAUCCAAGCCCACCAGAAGUUGGGCCGGAGACAACAUUAUUAUUUCCACAAGAAGUAAAAUUGGCAGAUAGAUAUCCAGGCAUUUUAAAAACAGAAUCAUCUUCAUCAGAGGUACAUUUUCCUUCUCACAAAAUGACUGAACAUAUAAAUUUCCCUCAAACUGCAGAUAAAUCAAAACCCAAGAAGCAUCAUGGACAUAAAAAUACCAAUAAAAAAGAAAAAGCAGUGGCUUAUUCACCAAAAGAACACAAUUUACCAAUUAUCAGACCAGAAAAUAUAGAAUUGAAGCCAAACUUUCAGUUUCAGAAAAUCUGCAAGGACGGUUUUGAUCCUUUUCUAAGGAAGAUAAACAAAAAAAUGUCAGUCAGAAAAAGGAAAGACCAAGAUACAUACAAAUGUGGAAACAUUUUAAGUGCAGAGGUUAUAGAGCAUGAAGACCAAGAUCCUCCUUAUCCAGCACAUUCAGAAACUGCAGUACCUACUAGCUUCACAAUAAAGACUUCAGACAGUGAAAAUCAGUUAGCCAAUGAUCCUCCUAUCAUCGCAAUAAACCCUGAAUGUUUUAGGGAUACAUUAAAAGUAAACCAACCAAAUGGAUCUUUAUCAAACCCAUCAGCGACUGGAAGUGCAAGUAGAUGGUCCUUUGCAAAGUCAGUAACUGUUAACUCCCAUAUAGAAAAUUUAAAACAAUCAAUGCUACUCAAGACAAUUUUAGGUAAAAAUCUGCAAGACCUUUCAGACAAAUUAUUUUGUAAACCAGAAGUUGAUAUGAACACUGAAGCAAAAAAGAAAAAUAGUUCUCCACUUUUAAGCAUUCAUGAUAAACCAUCAAGUAGUAUGGAAGACAAAGCAUUGGAAAAAAAUCAAGAUUUAAACAGCUGCUUUUCAGAAAAAGAUAUUUCAAAUUCAAAGCCUGUUGUAUGUAAAAUGAUUAAAAAUCUUUCUGCAGAUUCACUUUCAGAAGGUGGACCAGGAAAAUCUCUAGAAGUAAAAGAAUGCAUCUCUAAAAAACACUUAGAGGCUAGUAAGAUAGAUUUUCCAAUGAAAAAAAAGAGUAGUUUCAAAAAGAAACAUUUAAUAAGUGAAGUAUGUAGAUCCAAAUCAGAUUUAAGUGGCAAUGUAUAUGACUAUGCUAUAAAACAAAUAUUCACUGCACCAAACUUCUCAAAAUUGGAGAUAGGAAUGAAAGAGCCAGGAGAAAUACAGAUGAACUUGCAGGAUCAAUUAUUCAAACCUUGGGAGAGAAGUUUAUCUUCACAUAUUCUAGUUUCCUGUGAAAACAAUGAUGAUGAAAUAGAAUUGCCAAAGGCGAAAUCUGUUGUAAGCCAGAUAAUACAAGCAUUUCCUCUAGACACUCUUUUACAAUCUGGGAUAAUCAAAGUGGUAGAGUUAGAUAAAGAACACCAAAGGAAUUCUAUGCUGAAUUCAAAAUUAGCCUGUCAUGAAGAAAAGCUAAAGGAUUCUACACAGGAUUAUUCAGAAAUCAAAAGCAAAAUAGAACUUCUUUCAGAGCAGAAUAUACCCGUCAUUUCCAAAGGUAACAUUUCUUCCGUUAGUAGAGUUAAACUUCUAGAGGAAAGCCAAAAUAUGCUCCCACAUGAUUCAAGAUACCAUUCAACAUCAUAUCAAGAAACAGAUUUGCCAAGUCAUGGUCAGUGGCUUGAUAGAGAAGAAAAUGAUCUAUGUUCUACUUUAGAAAAUUUAGCUGAAUCAUUAAUGGGUAAACUUAGUGAGUCAGAUGAAAUAAUGUUAAAAUCCUUUUUAAAAAAUAUCUUUAAUGCUUUUUUUCAAUAUAAUCAGUCUGAAAGAAGAAAACAACCAGAAAAAGAAUUAGAAUGUCUAAUUCAACAUUCUUUUGCAAAUGAUACAGAAGAUCUUGAAGAAAUCCAAGGGAGUUUUGAUAAAACAGACAAAUUAGACAGAAAACCUAUUUUGAGUCCAAAGCUGCGUGUGUUUCUAGAAGAACUCUCAGAGACAGAAGUAAAAAAUUUAAAGUCUGAGUUAAGUAAACAAAUUCAGCAUUACCUUGUAGAAAGACUUUCAGAAUCAGGACAUAUCACUAGGGAGGACUUACCAAAAAUCUAUCAAAAUUUGUAUUUGAUGAAUGAAAAAGCAGAACUGAAAGGACAAAACGUUUUUCAGGAGAAAUAUUCAGAAACUGUAGAAGAAAUCAUGUCUUUUUUAAAUGAUUUUAAUCAUCAUUUCAUAGAUAAACAUUUAGAAAUAAAGCUAAGAUCUUUUUUAAGUGAAAUUCUCCAAAAUUAUUUUCUAAAAAACCUUUCAGAAAGCAGUUUGUUUAGUGAGACAGAAUCUGAGAGUAUACACUCAAACCUAUCUUCUCUAAGAACUAAAAGUGCCUCAGUAUCUUUUCAUGAGUUAGGACAAGAUAUUUCAAAGGGGAGCUUUGGUAGAAGGCUUGAAAUAAAUAUGAAAUAUCCCUUAACUAAAUCUCUACAAAACUAUCUGAUAGCUUUAUCAGAAAAUGAAUUAUUAAAUCUAAAAGACAAUUUAAGUAAACGCCUCCAGAGCCUUUUGAUAGAAAAACUUUCAGAAUCAGGAUUAAUGACAGAAAGGCAAUUAGAGGGGAUCAAUCAGCAUAUAAAUUGUGUUAAUUCUAGUUCCACACAAUUAAAAUAUAUAAAGACAGAUUUACCUUUUAGAGAUGAAAAUCAUUUUAUAGAUGAGCAUUCAGGAAAGCAAAAUAAAUAUCCAAAAAUUGCUCAAGAAACCACUUUACUAAAGGUUCCUGAUAAUAAACUUAGAGAAACAGAAUUGAUCAGAGAGGAAGAAAAAGAAUGUUUUUCCUCGUACAAUUUAAAAGAAAUUUCAUCAGUAAUUAAGGAACGGAAAAGUUAUUACCCUAAAGAAGAAACUAAAACAGUAAGUUUCACAGAAUUACAACCUCUUUCCAACAAAAAUAUCCAGGCAAUUCUAUUAAAUAAAUCAUCAGAAAGACUUACAGAUAUAUCGCUUAAGAAACAAAGGAAAGAACAUGGUAUUGUGCAUCUCCCUCAAGCAGAAAAUUCUAUUAGUAAAACAGAGAUUCAAGACCCAUAUAAUUGGGGUAGUAAAUCAAAAACAACUCAAUCAAAAGUUGGCUUUGAAAGGACACUGAAAAUGACACCACUUGAAAAAAAGGAUCAUAUUAACAUCUGUAAGUUGACUGGUCAGGAAAAACCUGAAGCAGUAUUGUCAUCAUAUCCAGGAAUUCCUAAUUACAAAAUGCCAAGGGAAGAUGAAGAAUACUUAAACAGAAUCACUUUCCCUUCUUGGCAGACUAACACUUUAACUCAUUUCAAUUCAGAGACUAGGGAGCAAUCAAAACUAGAAGACCAGUAUUGUCAGAGAUGGAAAGGAAAUAACAACAACAAUAAAAAACAUUUAGUAACAUUUGCACAAUACAAAAAAGAAAUACAAACUCAUGAUAUAAAAGCAAAUGAAAUUUACAAUGAAAAAUAUGCCAAGUUCCCUGAAUCACAAUUGUUCAAAUAUAAAGUUGUAGCAGAUGAGAAAAACUCAAAAACAUCCCUCCUCCCAGAAGUAUUGAAGAGAGAAAAUCUGAAACCCAAGGUCAGAAAAGAAAGAGACUAUGCUGCCAGACCAAAGAGAUCAUUUAACAAGAUAGCUAAGAUACUACCAACUACACCGCCUGAGACGAGAAUUCAACUAAGGAAAUCUGUUCCAAAGACAUUGCUUCACUGGACUGCAAGAAAAACUAUACAUGAUUGUUCAGAUAAAUUCGAGGAUUUAAAUGGGACUUCAUUUAAUCAUCUUAAAAAAGUAAAAUCAAGAACAAGGCUUUUAAGAAAGAGCCCAGAUGAUAGCCAUAAUCAUACAAGACGCUGUGCAAGACCAUAUACUGCACCGGAGGUUAACAAACGACAAGAAAACUGCACUGGAAAAUUUUCAAGUCCUCGAAUGGUUUCGGCAGGCUUAGUUCAUAUAAAUUAUACAACUCCAGAUUAUGAAAUGCGUAAAAUGCAGCCAAAAAAAAGAUUAAAACAGGAUAUUGAAAAAUGUUGGCUCAUUUGUGAUAUUAUCCAAAUGUUAAACAGGUCAGACUGAUAUGUGAGGCCAACCAUCAGAAUAUCAUUUCACCAUCAACAAAAUGGUUUGGAGAUCUCUCUUUUUGUGUGAUAGAAAUCAGCAACCAAACUUCAUCUUGUUAGAACCAUUUUGUUUUGAUUAAAAUGAAAAAUAAACACACUUGAUGUAAA
This is a messenger RNA of Microcebus murinus (gray mouse lemur), 5655 nucleotides long. The record is from RefSeq and is a predicted model, not a curated record. Lineage: Eukaryota; Metazoa; Chordata; Mammalia; Primates; Cheirogaleidae.